GGAAGGGCCCAGCACUGGCCCCGCCCCGUGAGAGGGGAGGGGCCCCGCCCCACCCAGCCCGUCUACCAGCUGCAUGGGAGGGGCCUGCCCCCCCCCGGAGCCCUCGACCCGGUGGCGGGGCAGGCGCGGCUGGCGGCUCCCGAAAAGAUGAAAACCAGUAUCAAACUGGUGGACGAGCAAAUGAACUGGUGUGACAGCGCCCUGGAGUUCCUACUGGAGCAGACGGACGUACUGGUGGUGGGAGCGCUGGGGCUGCAGGGAACUGGGAAAUCCACCGUCCUCUCCUCCCUGCUGGCGGCCAAUCAGCACCGAGGAGGAUCCCCGGUCCUUCGUGUUCCGCCCGCAGGGCCCGGAGCUGCGGGAGCGCGGGCGGGAGCCAGACGGGCGGCAUCGACUUCUUUCAUCACCCAGGAGCGCGUCGUCUUCCUCGACACCCAG
This is a messenger RNA of Harpia harpyja (harpy eagle), 438 nucleotides long. RefSeq names its product SMG9 nonsense mediated mRNA decay factor (gene SMG9). The annotation marks the transcript as partial. The record is from RefSeq and is a predicted model, not a curated record. The transcript is spliced from 4 exons. Gene Ontology annotation, biological process: nuclear-transcribed mRNA catabolic process, nonsense-mediated decay. Lineage: Eukaryota; Metazoa; Chordata; Aves; Accipitriformes; Accipitridae.